Lymnaea stagnalis (great pond snail) is the source of this 13733-nucleotide messenger RNA. NCBI's taxonomy places the organism in Eukaryota, Metazoa, Mollusca, Gastropoda, Lymnaeidae. The record is from the annotation of a GenBank genome assembly.
UUUCAAGAUAAGGUCUUAGCAACAAGACCGGUUUGUUAUUCUUUCUCUUACAUACAAAUAGUUUUUUUUUGUUCUCUUGGUUGUUGUGUAAGACCCUUGCCCAACACUGCCGUAUAUAAAAGACCAAAAGCUGCAGCUCCAACAGAGAAGCCGCAGUUCUCAGAACACGAUCGUGUACUCUCAGGCAACGUGGUCAACUAUAUACACGUGAGUCAGAUCUUAGGUAGAUAUUUACACAAAAAUCAACUGGGUAUCAAAUUAUAAAUUAUAUUACUGUUUAAAUGUGUAACGAUCGUAUUUCAUUAUAAUAAAACAAAUUCUCUUCAAUCACAGUUACGAUGUCUUCUUGCUUUUGAAUUAUUUUAUGUUUGUAUUAACAGGUCUGAUUGGCAAGAAUGGGAAAGUCUUUUAUAGGUAAAAUCUUUUGCAACGUUUAAUAGUGUACUUUAAAAAUUUACAAUUUCAUGUGCAGCGUCAUUAAAAAGGAAAUACGAUAUCAUUUAGAAUGAUUAUCAAUACUUCUUUGCAUUGGCAACCGAACGUCGUUGCGAACGACUUAAUAAUUAUUAUUAUUUUUUUUUUAAAAUAAUGUAAGGCCAAUCCAAAUGGCUUCCCUGGUCACUUAUAACGAGAGUCAACUCUUCAAGGGAGGCAUGUCUAUAUAUCUAAUAAAUAAAAUAUUUACCUAAAACACGGUGUGCUCAACCAUGUAUUUAUUAUAAAUACUCAUAAACAUCAGAUGAAAAGACAUCGUCUGUUGCCGCCACACCAACGGUAUAGAUUUAAAUCAAAAUACAGAUCUUCAGUAUGUUACAUACAGUGCAUUUUUUGCGAUAAUUUUUUUACGGCAUUGCCACUUUAAAACGAUGACGUUAGGGUUUGGGAGCCGCAAGUCGAGGACGCCCAUCAAAGUCCUGCCGAAUGAAUAGUCGGAGGGGUUACGGGAUGGGAUUGAUUCCCCCCCCCCCCCCCCCUAAAAAAUAAAUUUAUAAUGCAACGAUGCAUUUUAGCACAUACCUAAAAAUAGUGUUUUAAAAUUGCACUCUUAACCGGAGAACAUCAGCAGAACUGCUAGGGGCAAUUAUGGCUUACUGUGUUCACAUAAAUCUUUAUAAAUCUUUUAAUUGACUAAAUAAUAAUAUUUUAAAACCUUUGUAAUGUAAUAUUUGAGACUACUAAUGUGCAUUAAUUGUUGAGAUCAGAUAAACCUUAAUGGUGUUUACCAGUUUCAAAUCUCAUGGGCGAUUAAUUAAACAAUUUAAAAUAUUCUAUUACCUACAAUUUUUAAAUUAUUUUUUAAGAAAGGAAAAUUAUAUUUCUACUACUAGCUGCCGAUGAAUAAAGCUAAAGUAAACUUUUUUAAUCUCUGCAAUUGUUGGUCUCAUUCCCUUACAAUGGAUAUAAAUGAUCACAAUGGCACAUCAAAAAUUUCCAUUUUGCUACAUAUUUCCUUCCUUAAUACCCCAGUGAAAGAAAUAUUAAAAUGUAAUUAAUUUAGAUUUUUUUCAUUAUUGUGAACCUUGUGAACUCAAUCAAAUACUCUCUAACUAGUAAUCAUUAAUUUCUACUUAUUUCUGUUAUUAUUUUUUCAAUAUUAAUUUUUUUUACAAUUCUAAAGCCUCACAUAAUCAAUAGCUAGGUUGUGUUACAAUGUGUAAUCUCUUGGGUAUUAAGGUGUGGUUUUUAGUUAACUUAAAUUCCUUCUCUAACAUAUUAUGAGCGCUUUCGACACCAUACAUCUUUGAUUUCAAUUUCUUAUCGUUUGUCAUUUCUUGUUAUGUUUUGAAGACGGCAUCUAGUGUAAAAGUUCAUUCGAUUGUCAUUGAAAAUAACCAUAUGAAUACUAAUUAUACAACAUUUCUUACAUCUUAUAUAUGCUAUGUGAACAAUUUAUGAAAUUUUUGAUACAAAUAUUUUACAGUGCUCUUUGCCAUUGUUGCUGCUGUCAGUAAGUUUACAAAUUUUAACCUUUUCAAUAAUAUAGUACCUGAUUUCAAUAACGUGUCACAACAAUGUAAAUAAAUUAUAAUCCUCUACAUCUUAGCAGUUGACUGAUAUGGAAUUAAAAAUCUUCAACUUCAAAUUAACUGAUAACCCAAUGAGUUUGCAUACACUGUAACCUGUUCGUAAAAGGCUGAAAAUAUAAUAUAUCACUUAAAUUACUUUUCCCUAAAGUAAUAGUUGUAAACAUUUUUUAUUCAUAGUUACGGUAACUUUGUCCUCGGGGCCUGACACAAGUGGUAAGUUAAAAAAAAUUCAUUAAUUUAUAUAAUUUUUUAUAAAUAAUUUAAUAUGAAAGAUCUUUAAAUUUAUUUAACGGCAAUGAGGCCUGACGCUAAAUUAAAUCUCAAACUGGCAAAUAUGCUUUAAAUGGCGAUGUUAUUAAAAUCCUAAUACGAUGAUAUCCAUGAAGAUGAAAAUAUAAUUUGAAGAACAAGGUAAUCUUAACUUUAUGCUGCUUUUGAUUGUGAAAGAGUUAACAAAAGUUUGUUUAACUGGUCGACGCAAAUGUUAUUAUAGGAAACUUACCUAACAGUUAUUCACUUAAAGCUAUCGCCGUGGACCUUGAUAGAGACGUAAGGUUAAAAUAUAGACCUUUAGUGAAACAACUGCACUUAGUGGGUGUGUAUGACAAGAGACCUAACACAUAUAUGUAACCCCGUGAAGCACUGGUCCCAAAAGUACUACUGAGCUUUCACAAUAUAAGAAUUUUUAAUCCAAAGAUCAUUGAGAGAUUCUUUAUUCCUUUAGGUUGGUCCCAUUUGUAACAGCUGACUAUUGUUAACAAUCGUAUAUUGAAAUAUAUAUUUAUUUUUAAUCGCAAGUAAUAAUUAUCUAGGCAUGUAUUUAUGGCCGUUACACUGUGUUCAAUAGGCGCGAAAACUAAAAUUUCCAGUAGGUUGCACUUAUUGGGAUAUCUUUAUAAACUGCGUUCCUUAAAUAUAUGUUUUGUCAAGUAAAUUGAUGCCAAUAGAAAUGCCAAGCAUUGCGGCUGCAAUUAUUUGGCUGACUAUUUAUAUUACAUUUACCGUCAUCAUUCAGUGUAAUUGUUGGACAAGUUAAUCCUUUAUGUGUGAUCUAAAAACUGACAAUUUAAUUAUCAGUUCCCCAGAAUAAUUUAAUUUAUGUAAUGUACUAGAUAGUUGAUUGGCGUAUAGUUUAGAGUGAAAAGAUAUCUUGGCAGUGGUCAGGCAUAUUCAAAUUGUGUCUUUUCGUUAGGAAAGAAACUUUUAUAAUUUUUUUUAAUAAGUAAUUAGAAAUGACCCGCCAAACAAUGCCGAUCCAAUUGUGUAAAGAAUUCCAGUUAAUGCUAACUUCUUGGGGUAUCAUAGAAUUAAAUGGAUUUCUAAUUUAUAACAUUAAUACUGACAUAUUGCAGACUGUUUAUAUUUACCUACAGGACUAUGAAUUUUUAUACAAUCCUUUAUACUUGGUUUUUGUGUGUUGAGGGCAACAUCUUCGAACGGGUAACUGACCAACUUACCGUCAAACCAUCAAGUUGAAACACACAACCUCCAAAAAAAAAACAAAAAAAAAAAACUAAUAACCAUGAUCAAUUUCUACUGCUUUUCAAGGGGAAGGUAAAGGAAAUAGGAUGACGCCGAUUUCACGAAAACUGCGCUAAAUUAGAUUCUUUUUUAAAAAAAAAACAACAACAACAACACUAUCGCAAGUGCUUUAGGUGCGUAAUGUUUUCUUUUGUUUUUCUUACAUAUUUGGUGAAAUAAAUCUACGGUGUAAAAGCGGGUGGGUCAUUACGGUAGAAUAUUAAUAUAUUUCAGGGUGGGAAAAAAAUUAGCGGUUCCGAGGUUUGGGGGAGUAAUAAUUGGGAUUCUUAUAAAGUGCGUUACCAGUAUGCAUGUUUUGUAAAAUUUUCAGUCCCAACCCCCCACACCCCCGCCCCGCCCCCCCCCCCAAUGGAUUCAGACGAAAAAACUUUGUUUUUAGGGGUUGUUUAAUUAUUUUGCCAAAUAUUAAUAUAAUCGAUGUUCAAUACAGGGUGGAAAAAAAAUGAGCGGGUCCGAGGUGUGGGGGAGUAAUUAUGGGGAUUCUUAUAAAGUGCGUUACCAGGAUGCAUGUUUUGUAAAAUUUUCAGUCCCAACCCCCCACCCCCCCGCCCCGCCCCCCCCCCCAAUGGAUUCAGACGAAAAAACUUUGUUUUUAGGGGUUGUUUAAUUAUUUUGCCAAAUAUUAAUAUAAUCGAUGUUCAAUAACAAAAUAAAAUUUAAAAAAUCUCCCAAUCAGUUUUUUUUUUUAAGAAUCCCGUUUAAAAGUAUGAAUUUUAUCUUUCGCGGCUUUGAAAACAAAUUUACAGAUUGUGCAUUUCACUAUAUGAUAUAUUAUUUUUUGUCCAACAGAACAGCGCGUUAAAGCCAUACAUACAUUUUUUUUAUAAAACAAGUUUGAGAAGUAUCCUAGGACAGAAAUAGAAAUGGUGAAAUUAUUCAUUUCUUUUCAGCAACAAUAGCUCCAGCUCUCAUAGACUCUUUGUAGACGUUUUUUUUUUUAAAUCGGGUCAAGAACCACACAAAAAUUAUUUUAAUUUCAAUAACACAUAGUUUCUGACAUAAAAAUAACUGAAAAGUGAAAAGUAUGAUAAAAAACAUGCAGAAAAUAUUAAAGAAGCAUUUUGUACAAUCGGAGUACGUGUUUUUCCUCUAGUAUUCGUGAUUAGUAUAUGUGCCGAAAUUUCAUCUGAUGAAGAAUUCGUCAAAGUAUAUUUGUCUCCCUACUAAGUAAUAUUUCGGAAGUGGGAUUGAUAACAACACAUUGUGAUAAAACUAAUCAAUCUCUGUAACUGUCCAAAUUUGACACCAAAUGGUCGUGUCUAUUUACUUAAACAAAAAUACAAGGUAAAUUGGUAAAAUGACAAUUUCAAAGUUAAUCCCAAGUCAAUUUGGAUGGUUAACAGCGAUGUUUAGGUCCCAAUAAGUUCGGUAGGAUUUUUAAAAAAAAAUUAGUUAAGACGUUUUUAGCUUACUGAUGGUCAAAGUGACACUUAAAAAAAUGGGUUGGUAGGUUCACGUCCAUGAGUAAAUUGUAUUAGAGUCCAUCAAAAAUAAAAUUUUAAAAAUUCAGUCAUUUUUCCCAGUGCCCAGAAAAUAUGCGAAAACGUGUUUGGAAAUAUCAAAAUCUUUCGAUUUCGGCAUCACUUUCAACCGAAAAGUCUCGUAAAGCUUUUACUGUCCGUUUCGGCCGAAAAUUAUAUUUAACUUUCGGAGUGAUUAUGGUUUCGGACGAAAUCAGAACAGGACUUUCGGUCAAUCUUUGCUAGGCACUGUAAAAUCCAGUACGAAAAAUCUUUGUACGAAUGAUGCUAACAGAUUUUAAAAUUAAAUUCUUCCAAAGGUGCAAACGGAGGUUCCCAAACGAAUGCAACGGGUAAUACUCUUCAUAUUUUUUUUUUAAAAAUAUUGUUAUAGAAAAAUAAAUUUCAAAUUUCAUUGAAAAUAACUGAUAAUGUUAAGUAGAGUUCCUUUUAUUUGCCAAGACAGGAUUUCUAGUCUAAAAAUUGGUGAUGAAAAGAAUACUGGUAACCGUGAAAUCUGAUUUAGUAUAAAAUUAAAAUUAACUCUAUAAUUGGUUUUGUUAUUUAAAUUAAAAGGCUCAUUUGGUAACAUGAAUUUGGCCCAAUAAUUUUUUUUUCGAUUAAAAAAAAGGUAGUUAAGAUAUUUUUAGCUCACCGAUGGAAGGUUGACACUGAAAACAAAACAACAAAAAGCAAAAUAUCAACAAAAUGUGAGGCAUAUUCUCUUGCAAGUGUAAGUGAUAUGAGAGUAACUUCAUGCAAAAGAAAUAAUUUUUCUCCCAUCGUUCGCCGUACCCAGAACAUAUGCGAAACGUGAUUUGAAAAAUUUCAAUCUUUCGUUUUCGGUUUCGGUUUCAGCCUAAAGUCUCAUUACAUUUUUGGUUUCGGCUUAGGUGUCGGCCGAAAGCCUCGUAAAUUUUUAUCUUCUGUUCGGACAAAAGUCAUGUCUAACUUUCAUAAUGAGUUCGGAUUCUGCGGAAUUCAGAAAAUCACUUGCGGAUGGUCUCUACUGGGCACUGUAAAAUCCAGUUUAGUAUAUAAUCUUUAAAGAAAAUUCAGUUUUAUGAUAGAUUUUGUUAUCUAAACUAAAAGGCUCUUAGGUACCAAGAAAGACAAAUCAUCUUUGUACGAAUGAUGCUAACAGAUUUUAAAAUUAAAUUCUUCCAUAGUUGCAAACGGAGGUUCCCAAACGAAUGGAACAGGUAAUACACUUAAUAUUUUAAAAAAAUAUAUAUUGUUAUAGAAAAAUAUGUUUGAAAUUUCAUUGAAAAUAACUGAUAAUAUCUAGUAGAGUUCUUUUAUUCUUUUAAACAGGAUGUCUAUUUUAAAAGUGUGUGAUUAAAAGAAUACUGGUAACCGUAUAAUCUGAUUUAGUAUAUAAAGAAAAUCAAUUUUAUUAUCAGCUUUGUUAUGUAAAGUAAAAGACUCAUUUGGUUCCAGGAAAUAUCAUUGAUUUUUGUAUGAAGGAUGCUAAUACAAUGUAAAUACAUAAGCCAUGAUACACGUGACCUUGGAUUUCUAUAGAACGGAUUGAUUACACUUUGAAUGUAAAAUUUAGAUAACAGAAAAUUAAUUCUCUCAGAUGGAUGCUUAUCGAGAGUCGUUCUCGGUGAAGAUACAAAAAAAGAGUAACAUUUUUCUGUUACUUUCGUUGAUGUGUGUUUUUGCCUAUGUGUUUAUGUGUAUAUGGGUGUGCGUUGGAGUGUGUGUAUGCGUUAUUACAAUUUAAAGGGGCUAAGACCAAAGAAAAAAUAGUAAAUUGUCUUUUUCAAAGUUUAUCCUAAGAUUUUUUAGUUGGUUAAAAGGGAUGUUUAAGGCCCAAUAAUUUCGUUUCGAUAAAAAGUAGUAAAAAUAUUGUUAGCUCACCAAUGGUAGGUUGACACUGAAAAAAACAAAAAAACAAAACAUCAGCAAAGGUUGAGGCAUAUUCACUUGCAAGUGUAAGGGAUAUUAGAGUAACUUCAGGCAAAAGAAAUAAUUUUUCUAUCAUUGUUCGCCGUACCCAGAACAUAAGCGAAACGUGAUUUGAAAAAUUUCAAUCUUUCGUUUUUGGUUUUUGUUUCUGCCUAAAGUCUCAUUAAACUUUUGGUUUCGGCUCAGGUUUCAGCUGAAAGCCUCGUAAAUCUUUAUCUUUUGUUCGGACAAAAGUCAUUUCCAGCUUUCAUAAUGAUUUCGGAUUCUGUUGAAUUAAGAAAAUCAUUUGCGGAUGGUCUCUGCUGGGCACUGUAAAAUCCAGUUUAGUGUAUAAUCUUUAAAGAAAAUUCAGUUUUAUGAUAGCUUUUGUUAUCUAAACUAAAAGGCUCUUAGGUACCAAGAAAGACAAAUCAUCUUUGUACGAAUGAUGCUAACAGAUUUUAAAAUUAAAUUCUUCCAUAGUUGCAAACGGAGGUUCCCAAACGAAUGGAACAGGUAAUACACUUAAUAUUUAAAAAAAGAUAUAUUGUUAUAGAAAAAUAUGUUUUAAAUUUCAUUGAAAAUAACUGAUAAUAUCUAGUAGAGUUCUUUUAUUCUUUUAAACAGGAUGUCUAUUUUAAAAGUGUGUGGUUUAAAGAAUACUGGUAACCUUAUAAUCUGAUUUAGUAUAUAAAGAAAAUCAAUUUUAUUGUCAGCUUUGUUAUGUAAAUUAAAAGACUCAUUUGGUUCCAAGAAAUAUCAUUGAUUUUUGUAUGAAGGAUACUAAUACAGUGUCAAUACAUAAGCCAUGAUACACUUGGCCUUGGAGUUCUAUAGAACGGCUUGAUUACACUUUGAAUGUAAAAAUUAAGUUUACAGAAAAUUAAUUCUCUCAGAUGGAUGCUUAUCGAGAGUCGUUCCCGGUGAAGAUACGAAAAAAGAGUAACAUUUUUCUGUUACUUCUGUUGAUGUGUGUUUUUGCCUAUGUGUUUAUGUGUAUAUGGGUGUGCGUUGGAGUGUGUGUAUGCGUUAUUACAAUUUAAAGGGGCUAAGACCCAAGAAAAAAUAGUAAAUUGUCUUUUUCAAAGUUUAUCCUAAGUUUUUUUAGUUGGUUAAAAGGGAUGUUUAAGGCCCAAUAAUUUCGUUUCGAUAAAAAAAGUAGUGAACAUAUUGUUAGCUCACCGAUGGAAGGUUGACACUGAAAAAAAAAAAAAAACAAAAAAACAAAACAUCAGCAAAGGUUGAGACAUAUUCACUUGCAAGUGUAAGGGAUAUUAGAGUAACUUCAGGCAAAAGAAAUAAUUUUUCUCUCAUUUUUCGCCGUACGCAGAACAUAUGCGAAACGUGAUUUGAAAAAUUUCAAUCUUUCGUUUUUUGGUUUUGGUUUCAGCCUAAAGUCUCAUUAAACUUUUGGUUUCGGCUCAGGUUUCAGCUGAAAGCCUCGUAAAUCUUUAUCUUUUGUUCGGACAAAAGUCAUGUCUAACUUUCAUAAUGAUUUCGGAUUCUGCUGAAUUAAGAAAAUCACUUGCGAAUGGUCUCUACUGGGCACUGUAAAAUCCAGUUUAGUAUAUAAUCUUUAAAGAAAAUUCAGUUUUAUGAUAGCUUUUGUUAUCUAAACUAAAAGGCUCUUAGGUACCAAGAAAGACAAAUCAUCUUUGUACGAAUGAUGCUAACAGAUUUUAAAAUUAAAUUCUUCCAUAGUUGCAAACGGAGGUUCCCAAACGAAUGGAACAGGUAAUACACUUAAUAUUUUAAAAAAUAUAUAUUGUUAUAGAAAAAUAUGUUUGAAAUUUCAUUGAAAAUAACUGAUAAUAUCUAGUAGAGUUCUUUUAUUCUUUUAAACAGGAUGUCUAUUUUAAAAGUGUGUGAUUAAAAGAAUACUGGUAACCGUAUAAUCUGAUUUAGUAUAUAAAGAAAAUCAAUUUUAUUAUCAGCUUUGUUAUGUAAAGUAAAAGACUCAUUUGGUUCCAGGAAAUAUCAUUGAUUUUUGUAUGAAGGAUGCUAAUACAAUGUAAAUACAUAAGCCAUGAUACACGUGACCUUGGAUUUCUAUAGAACGGAUUGAUUACACUUUGAAUGUAAAAUUUAGAUAACAGAAAAUUAAUUCUCUCAGAUGGAUGCUUAUCGAGAGUCGUUCUCGGUGAAGAUACAAAAAAAGAGUAACAUUUUUCUGUUACUUUCGUUGAUGUGUGUUUUUGCCUAUGUGUUUAUGUGUAUAUGGGUGUGCGUUGGAGUGUGUGUAUGCGUUAUUACAAUUUAAAGGGGCUAAGACCAAAGAAAAAAUAGUAAAUUGUCUUUUUCAAAGUUUAUCCUAAGUUUUUUUAGUUGGUUAAAAGGGAUGUUUAAGGCCCAAUAAUUUCGUUUCGAUAAAAAAAGUAGUGAACAUAUUGUUAGCUCACCGAUGGAAGGUUGACACUGAAAAAAAAAAAAACAAAAAAACAAAACAUCAGCAAAGGUUGAGACAUAUUCACUUGCAAGUGUAAGGGAUAUUAGAGUAACUUCAGGCAAAAGAAAUAAUUUUUCUCUCAUUUUUCGCCGUACGCAGAACAUAUGCGAAACGUGAUUUGAAAAAUUUCAAUCUUUCGUUUUUUGGUUUUGGUUUCAGCCUAAAGUCUCAUUAAACUUUUGGUUUCGGCUCAGGUUUCAGCUGAAAGCCUCGUAAAUCUUUAUCUUUUGUUCGGACAAAAGUCAUUUCCAACUUUCAUAAUGAUUUCGGAUUCUGCUGAAUUAAGAAAAUCACUUGCGAAUGGUCUCUACUGGGCACUGUAAAAUCCAGUUUAGUAUAUAAUCUUUAAAGAAAAUUCAGUUUUAUGAUAGCUUUUGUUAUCUAAACUAAAAGGCUCUUAGGUACCAAGAAAGACAAAUCAUCUUUGUACGAAUGAUGCUAACAGAUUUUAAAAUUAAAUUCUUCCAUAGUUGCAAACGGAGGUUCCCAAACGAAUGGAACAGGUAACACACUUAAUAUUUAAAAAAAAAAAUAAUGUUAUAGAAAAAUAUGUUUGAAAUUUCAUUGAAAAUAACUGAAAAUAUCUAGUAGAGUUCUUUUAUUCUUUUAAACAGGAUGUCUAUUUUAAAAGUGUGUGGUUUAAAGAAUACUGGUAACCGUAUAAUCUGAUUUAGUAUAUAAAGAAAAUCAAUUUUAUUAUCAGCUUUGUUAUGUAAAGUAAAAGACUCAUUUGGUUGCAGGAAAUAUCAUUGAUUUUUGUAUGAAGGAUACUAAUACAAUGUAAAUACAUAAGCCAUGAUACACGUGGCCUUGGAAUUCUAUAGAACGGCUUGAUUACUCUUUGAAUGUAAAAAUUAAGUUUACAGAAAAUUAAUUCUCUCAGAUGGAUGCUUAUCGAGAGUCGUUCCCGGUGAAGAUACAAAAAAAGAGUAACAUUUGUCUGUUACUUCCGUUGAUGUGUGUUUUUGCGGAUGUGUUUGUGUGUAUAUGGGUGUGUGUUGGAGUGUGUGUAUGCGUUAUUACAAUUUAAAGGGGCUAAGACCAAAGAAAAAAUAGUAAAUUGUCUUUUUCAAAGUUUAUCCUAAAUUUUUUUAGUUGUUUAACAGGGAUGUUUAAGGCCCAGUAAUUUUGUUUCGAUAAAAAAAAGUAGUGAAAAUAUUUUUAGCUCACCAAUUGAUGGUUGAAACUGAAAAAAAAACAACAACAAAAAACGAAACAAAACAUCAGCAAAGGUUGAGGCAUAUUCACUUGCAAGUGUAAGGGAUAUUAGUGUAACUUCAUGCAAAAGAAAUAAUUUUUCUCUCAUUGUUCGCCGUACCCAGAACAUAUGCGAAACGUGAUUUGAAAAAUUUCAAUCUUUCGUUUUCGGUUUCAGCCUAAAGUCUCAUUAAACUUUUGGUUUCGGCUCAGUUUUCAGCUGAAAGCCUCGUAAAUCUUUAUCUUUUGUUCGGACAAAAGUCAUUUCUAACUUUCAUAAUGAUUUCGGAUUCUGCUGAAUUAAGAAAAUCACUUGCGAAUGGUCUCUACUGGGCACUGUAAAAUCCAGUUUAGUAUAUAAUCUAUAAAGAAAAUUCAGUUUUAUGAUAGCUUUUGUUAUCUAAACUAAAAGGCUCUUAGGUACCAAGAAAGACAAAUCAUCUUUGUACGAAUGAUGCUAACAGAUUUUAAAAUUAAAUUCUUCCAUAGGUGCAAACGGAGGUUCCCAAACGAAUGGAACAGGUAACACACUUAAUAUUUUUAAAAAAAAAUAAUGUUAUAGAAAAAUAUGUUUGAAAUUUCAUUGAAAAUAACUGAAAAUAUCUAGUAGAGUUCUUUUAUUCUUUUAAACAGGAUGUCUAUUUUAAAAGUGUGUGGUUUAAAGAAUACUGGUAACCGUAUAAUCUGAUUUAGUAUAUAAAGAAAUUCAAUUUUAUUAUCAGCUUUGUUAUGUAAAUUAAAAGACUCAUUUGGUUCCAGGAAAUAUCAUUGAUUUUUGUAUGAAGAAUGCUGAUACAAUGUAAAUACAUAAGCCAUGAUACACUCGGCCUUGGAAUUCUAUAGAACGGCUUGAUUACACACUUUGAAUGUAAAAAUUAAGUUUACAGAAAAUUAAUACUCUCAGAUGGAUGCUUAUCGAGAGUCGUUCCCGGUGGAGAUACAAAAAAAGAGUAACAUUUUUCUGUUACUUCCUUUGAAGUGUGUUUUUGCGGAUGUGUGUGUGUGUAUAUGGGUGUGCGUGGGAGUGUGUGUAUGCGUUAUUACAAUUUAAAGGGGUUAAGAUCAAAGAAAAAAUAGUAAAUUGUCUUUUUCAAAGUUUAUCCUAAAUUUUUUUAGUUGGUUAAAAGGGAUGUUUAAGGCCCAAUAAUUUCGUUUCGAUAAAAAAAGUAGUGAAAAUAUUGUUAGCUCACCGAUGGAAGGUUGACACUGAAAAAAACCAAAAAAAACACCAAAAAACAAAACAUCAGCAAAGGUUGAGGCAUAUUCACUUGCAAUUGUAAGUGAUAUUAGAGUAACUUCAGGCAAAAGAAAUAAUUUUUCUCUCAUUGUUCGCCGUACCAAUAACAUAUGGGAAACGUGAUUUGAAAAAUUUCAAUCUUUCGUUUUCCGUUUUGGCCUAAAGUCUCAUUAAACUUUUGGUUUCGGCUCAGGUUUCAGCUGAAAGCCUCGUAAAUCUUUAUCUUUUUUUCGGACACAAGUCAUGUCUAACUUUCAUAAUGAUUUCGGAUUCUGAUGAAUUAAGAAAAUCACUUGCGAAUGGUCUCUACUGGGCACUGUAAAAUCCAGUUUAGUAUGUAAUCUUUAAAGAAAAUUCAGUUUUAUGAUAGCUUUUGUUAUCUAAACUAAAAUGCUCUUAGGUACCAAGAAAGACAAAUCAUCUUUGUACGAAUGAUGCUAACAGAUUUUAAAAUUAAAUUCUUCCAUAGUUGCAAACGGAGGUUCCCAAACGAAUGGAACAGGUAAUACACUUAAUAUUUUAAAAAAAUAUAUAUUGUUAUAGAAAAAUAUGUUUGAAAUUUCAUUGAAAAUAACUGAUAAUAUCUAGUAGAGUUCUUUUAUUCUUUUAAACAGGAUGUCUAUUUUAAAAGUGUGUGAUUAAAAGAAUACUGGUAACCGUAUAAUCUGAUUUAGUAUAUAAAGAAAAUCAAUUUUAUUAUCAGCUUUGUUAUGUUAAUUAAAAGACUCAUUUGGUUCCAAGAAAAAUAAUUGAUUUUUGUAUGAAGGAUUCUAAUACAGUGUAAAUACAUAAGCCAUGAUACACUAUGCCUUGGAAUUCUAUAGAACGGCUUGAUUACACACGUUGACUGUAAAAUGUAGAUUACAGAAAAUUAAUUCUAUCAGAUGGAUGCUUAUCGAGAGCCGUUCCUGUUGAAGAUACAAAAAAAAGAGUAACAUUUUUCUGUUACUCUAUUUAUGUGUGUUUUUCUUGAUGUGUGCGUAUCUGGGUUUGUGUGGGGGAGUGUGUGUGUGGGUAUGCGUGAUGACAAUUUAAAGGGGCUAACAUCCAAAUUAAAAUGUUAAAUUGACUUUUUCAAAGUUUAUCCUAAGUUAAUUUAGAUGGUUAACAGGGAUGUUAAGGGCCCAGUAAGUUUUGUUCGAUAAAAAACGUAGUUAAGAUAUUGUUAGCUCACCGAUGGAAGGUUGACACUGAAAAAAGCAAACCAAAACAACGAAGGGUCAGGAUUAUUCUCUCCCACGUUAAAUUAUAGGAGAGUAACGAAAGACUAAUAAAAUAAUGUUUCUCUCAUUGUUAGCGGUCCCCAGAGCAUAUGCGGAAACGCGUUUUGAAAUAUUACAAUCUUUUGUUUUCGGCCAAGAGUCUCAUUAAACUUUUUGUUUCGGCUGUGGUGUCGGCUGAGUGUCUCGUUAAGCUUUUUAAUUCAGUCCAGACUUAAGUCAUUUCUAACUUUCAUAAUGAUUUCGGAUUCUGCUGAAUUCAGAAAAUCACUUGCGGACGGUCUCUACUGGGCACUGUAAAAUCCAGUUUAAUAAAUAAUCAAUAAUAAAAACUCAAUUUUAUGAUCACUUUCGUUAUCUAAACCAAAAGGCUCUUUAGGUUCCAAGAAAGACAAAUCAUCUUUGUACGAAUGAUGCUAACAGAUUUUAAAAUUAAAUUUUUCUUUAGGUUCAAACGGAGGUUCCCAAACGAAUGGAACAGGUAAUACUCUUAAUAUUGUUAUAAAACAUUAUUAUAGAAAAAUAUAUUUUAAAUUUCAUUGAAGAUAACUGAUAAUAUAUUGUAGACUUCUUUUAUUCUUCAAGACAUGAUUUCUAGUCUAAUCAAGAGAUAAUUUGAGUUUUGCUUAUAUACUUUCAGGAUCAUCCACUGUUGUAAAGGCCUCCGCAUUCCUCAUAGUUUUCGCAUCAAUUGCCAGUACGAUAUUCUGA